Messenger RNA from Trachymyrmex septentrionalis, 570 nucleotides. RefSeq names its product extensin-like. The transcript has a single exon. The coding region runs from base 1 to 570 and encodes 189 amino acids. NCBI's taxonomy places the organism in Eukaryota, Metazoa, Arthropoda, Insecta, Hymenoptera, Formicidae. The record is from RefSeq and is a predicted model, not a curated record.
AUGGAUUUGAAAACGUGGCUCUGCCCACGUGGUCCUGCCCUCACGUCCCUGCCCAUAAGGACCUGCCCACGUGGUCCUGCUCAAUGUGGCCUUGUCACGUGGCCCUGCCCACGAGGCCAUGCCCACGUGGCCCUGCUUAAGUGGCCCUGCCCACAUGACCCUUCCCACGUUGCCUUGCCCAUGUGGCCCUGCAAACGUCCCCUGCCCACGUGGCACCCGACCACGUGGCCCACGACCACGUGGCGCCCACAUGUACCCUACAUGGACCCCAACCACUUGGACCCCCGACCAGGUGGCUCCGAUCACUUGGACCCCCGACCACGUGGCUCCCGACCACGUGGCCCCCUACCACGUGGUUCCCACGUGACCUUCACGUGGCUACCACGUGGCCUCAACGACCACUUGGACCACCGACCACAUGACCCUCGACCACAUGGCCCCCGAUCACAAGUUCCCCCGAUCACAAAGCCUUCGACAACGUGGCCCCCGACCACGUGGCCCCCGACCAUGUGGCCCCCGACCACAUGGUCCCCCGACCACGUGGCGCCCAAUCACGUGGCCCCAACGUGA